GACUCUGUGACUGACACAGCCCCUUGGGCGCGCGGCUCAUGGAAAGGCUGCAGAAGCAACCGCUGACCUCCCCGGGGAGCGUCUGCUCCUCCCGCGGCUCCAGCGUGCCAGGGUCGCCCUCCAGCAUCGUGGCCAAGAUGGACAACGAGGUGCUGGGCUACAAGGACCUGGCGGCCAUCCCCAAGGACAAGGCCAUCCUGGACAUCGAGCGGCCCGACUUGAUGAUCUACGAGCCCCAUUUCACCUACUCGCUCAUGGAGCACGCGGAGCUGCCCCGGAGCCGGGAGCGCUCCCUGUCCCCUAAAUCCAUCUCUCCUCCGCCAUCCCCAGAGGUUAUCCGGGAAUGGCUGGAGAGCCGCUCGGCGGGCAGCGCCGCGCAGAGCGCCCCGCGGCCCGGCGGCCCCGCGGCCCGCGCCGCCGUGCAGCACCACCACGGGCCGCUCUCACGCCCGUCCCGUGCAGAGCAUCACGCGAGCGCCCACCACGGCAAGCACCUCAUCGAGGACUUGAUCAUCGAGUCCUCCAAGUUCCCGGCGGCUCAGCCCCCGGACCCCAACCAGCCGGCCAAGAUCGAGACCGACUACUGGCCCUGCCCGCCCUCCUUGGCCGUCGUGGAGACCGAGUGGAGGAGGCGGAUGGCGUCCAAGCGGGGCGAGGAGGAGGAGGAGGAUCUCACCGAGGAGAUGAAGAACCUGCGGGAGCUGCAGCGGCAGGAGCUGAGCAAGGUCACCUCCAACCUCGGGAAGCUCAUCCUGAAGGAGGAGAUGGAGAAAUCACUCCCGAUCCGCCGGAAAACCCGCUCGCUGCCGGACCGGACGCCCUUCCACACGUCUCUGCACAUGGGGAGCUACAAGAGCUCCUCGCUGCCCGCCUCCGGCAGGAGCACGCUCACCCGGCUCCAGUCGGCCGAGUUCGGCUCUGCGGGCAGCGAGAAGGGCAGCCCAGGCUUGCAGAACGGCCAGCGCGGGCGCAUGGACAGAGGCAACUCCCUGCCCAGCAUGUUGGAGCAGAAGAUCUACCCCUAUGAAAUGCUCAUGGUGACGAACAGAGGCCGCGUGAAGCUGCCGCCCGGCGUGGACAGGACCAGGCUGGAGCGCCACCUCUCCCCCGAGGACUUCCUGCGCGUCUUCGAGAUGCCCCCCGAGGAGUUCAGCAAGCUGGCGCUGUGGAAGCGCAACGAGCUCAAGAAGAAAGCCUUCCUCUUCUGA
Molecule: messenger RNA, 1208 nt
Organism: Nothoprocta perdicaria
Lineage: Eukaryota; Metazoa; Chordata; Aves; Tinamiformes; Tinamidae
Gene: DMTN
Product: dematin actin binding protein
Exons: 14
Coding region: 39-1208 (389 amino acids)
Biological process (GO): actin filament bundle assembly; lamellipodium assembly; cytoskeleton organization
Cellular component (GO): plasma membrane; actin cytoskeleton
Molecular function (GO): actin filament binding
Source: RefSeq, a predicted model, not a curated record